AAACGAGUGGCAUCAGAAGGGAAGGAGAUGUGAAGGAAGCUGCAGGCGAGCAGGAGGGGAAGACAAGGAGGGGCCAGGAGCAGUCGCCUUGAACACAGAGGAGCGUCUGUUCACUGUUAAUACCGCUCUUGCUCAUCGCCCUGCACGAUGGAUAUAAUAUUUGGCAGAAAUAAGAAGGAACAACUGGAGCCUUUGAGGGCCAGAGUGACAGGCAGGAUUCCAGCAUGGCUGCAGGGGACCCUGCUCCGCAAUGGGCCUGGGAUGCACACGGUGGGCGGGACCAGAUACAACCACUGGUUCGACGGCCUGGCCUUGCUGCACAGCUUCACAGUCAGAGACGGUGAAGUCUAUUACAGGAGCAAAUACCUGAGAAGUGAUACCUACAAUGCCAAUAUUGAAGCGAACAGGAUUGUGGUGUCAGAAUUUGGAACAAUGGCCUAUCCGGACCCCUGCAAAAACAUAUUUUCCAAAGCUUUCUCCUACCUGUCCCACACCAUCCCUGAUUUCACAGACAACUGUCUGAUCAACAUCAUGAAGUGUGGAGAAGACUUCUAUGCAACCACGGAGACCAAUUACAUCAGGAAAAUCAACCCCCAGACCCUGGAAACCCUGGAGAAGGUUGAUUAUCGUAAACACGUGGCUGUAAAUCUGGCGACAUCACAUCCUCAUUAUGAUGACGCUGGAAAUGUUCUCAACAUUGGCACGUCCAUCGUGGACAAGGGGAAGACAAAAUAUGUGAUCUUUAAGAUCCCUGCCACAGUAUCAGAGGGCGGGAAGAAGGGGCUGAGCCCCCUGAAACACAUGGAGGUGUUCUGCUCCAUCGCCUCCCGCGCGCUCCUCUCCCCGAGCUAUUACCACAGCUUCGGAGUCACCGAGAGCUACAUCGUUUUCCUCGAGCAGCCUUUCAGGAUGGAUAUCCUCAAGAUGGCAACCGCCUACAUCCGGGGCGUGAGCUGGGCUUCCUGCCUGGCUUUCCACAGGGAGGACAAGACUUACAUUCACAUCAUUGACCAAAGGACGAGGAAGCCCGUGCUGACCAAAUUUUACACGGACCCCAUGGUGGUGUUUCAUCACGUCAACGCCUACGAAGAGGACGGCUGCCUUCUGUUCGACGUCAUUGCCUACGAGGACAGCAGCCUUUACCAGCUCUUCUACUUGGCCAACCUGAAUAAGGACUUCGAGGAGAACUCCAGGCUCACCUCCGUCCCAGCCCUCAAGAGGUUCGCAGUGCCUCUCCGCGUGGACAAGAAUGCAGAGGCGGGCUCCAAUUUAAUCAAACUGUCAUCUACAACAGCAAGAGCCCUGAAGGAAAAAGAGGACCAAGUCUACUGCCAGCCGGAGUUGCUUUAUGAAGGCUUAGAGCUGCCUCGGAUCAAUUACGCUCACAACGGGAAGCGAUACCGCUAUGUCUUUGCUGCUGAAGUCCAGUGGAGCCCCAUCCCAACCAAGAUAAUAAAAUACGACAUUCUCACGAAGUCGUCCUUGAAGUGGGGAGAGGCGCACUGCUGGCCGGCGGAGCCGGUGUUCGUGCCCACACCGGGUGCCGAGGACGAGGAUCACGGGAUUAUCUUAUCAGCCAUUGUCUCUACCGAUCCCCAGAAGCUGCCUUUUCUGCUGGUUCUGGAUGCCAAAACUUUUACAGAAUUGGCUCGUGCCUCCGUUGAUGUAGAGAUGCACCUGGAUCUCCACGGGCUGUUCAUCCCGGGUGCCGACUGGGGUGCAGGGAGGCAGGCCCCUUCCCGGGAGGAGCGGGACGGGGCUGCUGAGCGCCGUGUGGCCCCGAGGACCUGACUGGGUGGGGGCCUGGGCCCUGGAGAACGGCUCUACCAGACUCAAGGGCGGUCCCUCCCUGGG
Messenger RNA from Balaenoptera ricei (Rice's whale), 1854 nucleotides. RefSeq names its product beta-carotene oxygenase 1 (gene BCO1). Gene Ontology annotation, biological process: retinal metabolic process; carotene catabolic process. Bases 148 to 1791 code for a protein of 547 amino acids. The transcript has 11 exons. Gene Ontology annotation, molecular function: beta-carotene 15,15'-dioxygenase activity; carotenoid dioxygenase activity. NCBI's taxonomy places the organism in Eukaryota, Metazoa, Chordata, Mammalia, Artiodactyla, Balaenopteridae. The record is from RefSeq and is a predicted model, not a curated record.